Messenger RNA from Ceratotherium simum simum (southern white rhinoceros), 2555 nucleotides. It is a transcript of the gene MPEG1, whose product is annotated as macrophage expressed 1. The record is from RefSeq and is a predicted model, not a curated record. NCBI's taxonomy places the organism in Eukaryota, Metazoa, Chordata, Mammalia, Perissodactyla, Rhinocerotidae.
ACUCUCAUUUCCCCAUUUUGCAAUUAGGUUAGCCUAAAGAGGAACUGGUGGUUUUAAGAGAUUUUUUUUGUUUCAGCAACUGCUUUCUUUCCUUUUGGUUCAGUUUGCACCAAGCUCGCUGGCCUGCUGCUUAGGGGUGGCGUGGGGCUGGGGCUGUCUGAGCCAUGAACAGCAUCAGGGGUGCCAUCCUCUUCUGGGCAGUGGCAGCAUGGGCUAAAACGGACCAGCCUUUGGGAAAGACAGAUGAGGCUGGAUUUCAAAAAUGCAAGGAUGCCUUGAAACUACCUGUUCUGGAAGUCUUACCUGGAGGGGGCUGGGAUAAUUUGCGGAAUGUGGACAUGGGACUGGUGAUGAACUUGACUUACACCAACUGCAGGACCACAGAGGAUGGGCAGUACAUCAUCCCCGAUGAAAUCUUCACCAUUGCCCAGAAAGAGAGCAACCUGGAGAUGAACUCAGAAAUCCUGGAUUCCUGGGUGAAUUACCAGAGUAGCACCUCCUACUCCAUCAACCUGGAACUCUCCCUUUUUUCCAAAGUCAAUGGCAAGUUCUCCUCUGAGUUCCAGAGGAUGAAGACCCUUCAAGUGAAGGACCAAGCUGUCACUACCCGGGUUCAGGUAAGAAACCUGGUCUACACAGUCAAAAUCAACCCAGCUUCAGAACUAAGCAGGGGGUUUAAGAAGGAGCUCAUGGACAUCUCUGACCGUCUGGAGAACAACCAGACACGGAUGGCCACCUACUUGGCAGAACUCCUGGUUCUCAAUUAUGGCACCCAUGUCAUCACCAGUGUGGAUGCUGGGGCUGCUCUCAUUCAGGAGGACCACAUCAGAGCCUCCUUCCUGCAGGAUAGCGAGAGUGGCCAGAGUGCAAUGACUGCAUCUGCUGGUGCUGCCUUCCUAGACAUUGUGAACUUCAAACUUGAGGAGAACUACACCUCAAAGAAUGCCUUCAGCAAGAGCUACUUCUCAAACCGAACGAACUCCAGGGUGCAAAGCAUUGGAGGGAUUCCUUUUUACCCAGGCAUCACCCUCCAGGUUUGGCAACAGGGCAUUACCAACCACCUGGUGGCCGUAGACCGCACUGGCCUGCCUCUGUAUUUCUUCAUCAACCCCAACACUCUGCCUGACUUGCCAGGGCCCUUGGUGAAGAAGUUGUCUAAGACGGUGGAAGCAGCUGUGAAACGCUAUUACACAUUCAACACCUACCCUGGAUGCACAGAUUUCAAUUCACCCAACUUCAACUUUCAGGCCAACACUGAUGAUGGCUCUUGUGAGGGGAAAAUGACCAAUUUCUCCUUUGGCGGAGUUUAUCAGGAAUGCACCCAGUUCUCAGGAAAUGAUGUUGUCCAACUCUGCCAAAACUUGGAGCAGAAGAAUCCACUCACUGGUGAUUUUUCCUGCCCUUCUGGCUACUCCCCAGUCCACCUGCUAUCCCAGAUCCAUGAAGAGGGUUACAACCACCUGGAGUGUCAACGGAAGUGCACCCUUGUCAUCUUCUGCAAGACGGUGUGUGAAGAUGUGUUCCGGGUGGCAAAGGCCAAAUUUAGGGCUUUUUGGUGUGCGGCCACUGGCCAAGUACCAGAAAACUCAGGACUACUUUUCGGGGGCCUCUUCAGCGGUAAGAGCAUAAACCCUUUGACAAAUGCACAGUCAUGCCCAGCUGGCUAUAUUCCAUUGAGCCUUUUUGAAAACCUCAAGGUGUGUGCCUCUCAGGACUUUGAGUUGGGAUAUAGGUUUUCAGUCCCCUUUGGUGGGUUCUUUAGCUGUGCAGCCGGGAACCCCUUGGUGGAUUCUGCCACAUCCAGAGAUGUAGGGGCACCUUCUCUAAAAAAGUGUCCUGGGGGCUUCAGCCAACACCUAGCCGUCAUCAGUGAUGGGUGCCAAGUGUCCUACUGUGUCAAGUCCGGGCUUUUUACGGGAGGGUCUCUGCCCCCUGCCAGGCUCCCACCUUACACCCGGCCACCCCUCAUGAGUCAGGCUGCCACCAACACUGUCAUAGUGACUAAUACUGAGACCGCAAGUUCCUGGAUUAAAGAUUCCCAGACCCACCAGUGGAGGCUGGGAGAGCCAUUAGAGCUGCGCAAGGCCAUGAAGGUCAUCCAUGAGGACGGUAGUGGCCUGUCAGGAGGAGCAGCAGCUGGGGUCACAGUGGGUGUCACUGCUGUCCUGGCAGCUGUCAUCGCCCUGGCCAUCUACGGCAACCGCAAGUAUAAGAAGAGGGAAUACCAGGCAUUAGAAGGUGAGAGGCAGAGUUUGGCUCCCGGUGCUACAGAAACUAGCGAUACCCCUGACCAAGACCACGAGCAGAGCCCAGCCUAAAUCUCUCCCAAAAAACUGUUUCUCAUCUCCAGCCAGAGCUUCAAGCGUGAAUUUCAUUCCUUCUCUCUCCAUUUCUGCCGUCCUAACUAUUGAAGUGGCAAGUGCAACAAAAAGCAGGUAUAAUUUUGUGACAUCCUUGGGUCUCUGGGCCAGGAAAUUAAUAGAGCUACAUGAACAAGUUUGGGGCUGGGGUUGGGGAGCAGUUGUGACUUUUUAAGCAAAAGUCAUUCUGGAGAC